UGGGGGAGGGGUGUUUGCCCGUUGCCAGGCACCCGAGUUCCGGUCCUUGACAGUGGCCCCUGGCACCAGCCAUGGCCAUGUUACACAUGCUGUCCUUGCUGCCCUUGCUGCUCCUGCUGGUGAUGUCUGCCCCCACCCAUGCCUGGUCUCGGCCCCUCUGGUACCAGGUGGGACUGGACUUGCAGCCUUGGGGGUGCCAGCCAAACAGUAUGGAGGACUGCAGGACUAGCCUGGGCUGUCCUGGUUAUUGGAUAGGCCUGGGAGAGAACCGCAUUUACCCUGUGGCUGGGGUCACAGUCACCACCAUGAUGCUGGUGAUCAGCCGCAUGGUGCUGCAGCGACGGCGGUCACAGGCUGCCAAGGGUCAGCGUCCACAGGUGACCGCUGGCCCCUGUGGAGCUUGGAGACGGCGGACCCCAACCUCGGACCGUGCCCUCCUCCGUGGGGUUUUGCACAUGCUGGAUGCCCUCCUGGUCUACAUGGAGGACCACCUACAGCGUUUAGCUUCCCAGCAGCAAAUCCAAAUAAAGGGGACUCCCACCCAAAGUGGGUGACCAAACA
Molecule: messenger RNA, 561 nt
Organism: Carlito syrichta (Philippine tarsier)
Lineage: Eukaryota; Metazoa; Chordata; Mammalia; Primates; Tarsiidae
Gene: TMEM89
Product: transmembrane protein 89
Exons: 2
Coding region: 72-554 (160 amino acids)
Source: RefSeq, a predicted model, not a curated record